This is a messenger RNA of Durusdinium trenchii, 2415 nucleotides long. Lineage: Eukaryota; Dinophyceae; Suessiales; Symbiodiniaceae. The record is from the annotation of a GenBank genome assembly.
AUGUCCUCGGGCCAGUCCUCGGAGCCGCAGGAUCAUGCAGUUCAGAUUCCAUCUACCCUGGCAAAGCCAACAUGGCAGCCAGAUGUGGACACAAUCGCCAUAUACCAAGGAACCGAAUUGAAAGAUGUCCAACUGCUUGUUGAUUCGCUUCGGCUUCGUGAUGACGGCAAGUGCCUUUUGCCUCUCGAUCUUCUGUCUCGGGUGCAUGGCUUGAGCGAAGCUUUGAGAGCAGGAGGACAUGAUGCAGCUGAGAUUGCCUUUCAUGCAGGUGGAGUUGAGGUUUCGAUCAACUUGCUGAAAUCAGACAGCGAUGAACUGAUUGCGGGUGCACUUGAGGCAUUGUGGCUGAUGGUGGAUGAUAGCGACAGCUGCCAACAGUUGAUGCAGUUGAAUGGGCACCAUCUCUUGUCGGAGAUCGUUCAGCGCCACGCGCCAAAGAAUGCGAAUGUGGCCAGGGCAGUCUUCAGGCUCAUGUCAGAGACGCUAUAUGGCGAGUCCAGGUCUUCCAGUUACUGGAAAGAUGGCCUGGAUGGGAGGCUCUUAGCAGAUGCUCUAGAGUGGUCCAUUCGAGAGACCAUGACGGGUGAGCCCGGUGGAAGAGUUUCCACUCUCGGCUUUGUUUGUGACGUGGCCGCUCUAUGGCUUCAGCGGACGCGAGCGUCUGAGGCAGUGAAAGCCUUGAUUGAGACGGUGCCUUUGCUGGUGAAAGCGAUGGCCAGUUGUCCACAUGACGCUCUGCUGCUUCAGCACGGAUGUCGCUUGUUGUGGGCGUUUGCACGACAAUGUGAAGCCUGGCCGCAGGCCUUCCAAGAGCCAGCGCUCCUUGCUCUUCAGCAGCUGAGCCGGGAUUUGCAGUCGGUGACUUUAUGCGUUUCUGCAUUGGUAGAAGCUUGCAUCAAAUGGAAGACCAAGGCAGCUGCAAGUGCAGCAGCUAGUGCCGCCUCUGGUGCUGCCUCGGCAGUUUCUUCUGCGGCCACUGUCGCCGCGAAUGCUGCCCUUGCUGCCAAGGAGCGGGCUGCCCAGGUAGCACCAGGAGAUGCUGCGAGCAUUGCGGGUGAGGUGGGAGUUGCCGCAGGAGAGAAACUGAUUGCGGCGGGGCAGUUGGCCAAAGGUGCGGCCAGCGAGGUGGCGGGCCUGACCAGUGGCAUGGCCGGGAAGGUGGCCUCACAUGCAGCAGAUGCUGUGGAAGGCGUAGCUGACCAAGCUGCGAAGCAGAAGCAAAGAAUGGAAAAGGUGGCCGAAAGCUUUAAGGAGUUGAUGGAGGGCUUCCUGAAACGAAAGCUGCACAAUUUGUUGAAGACUUUUGUGCAGCGGAUCCCUGGCCUGCUGAAGCAUGCUACUGACGACGAUGAGAUGCCAAGCCGCGUGAAGCAAGCGAAGGACGCGGCGAUUGAUGGCGUGUGGCCAGACAUCGAGCAGGAAAUUAUGUGGGAUCUUGCGCUGAGGAUUGAUGGUGCCCACAAAGAAGAGUAUCCUGAGGACUACAAGGGCUGUGUCUGCCUCCGAGCAUUCUUUCGAUACCACCUCUAUCCGUACAACCGAGGCUUUUGGGGAAGUCUACGCGAUCCUAUUUGGAUCCUUUUCACGCUCAUCAGCUUGGUCCCUGCGUAUGGUGUGAGUCCAUGCGUGUUCUUGGUGAUUUUUCUCCUCAUCGACAAAACAGAUGAAUUUCAGCUUGUGUCUUUCAUCCUGCAGUUCAAGGGCUUCCAGUUCUUGACACAAGGUUUUCUGCGAAGCUUGGUGGGCUUCUUCUUGUACCUGCACUGUGUGACAGCUGUUGCUGAAGUUGAACAUGAUUGCGCCCAGAUGGGCCCGGGAAGCAUGGCGCCGGCAGCAGUGGCAUUAGCAGGAUACGUGGUACAAAUCACCUUGGUUUGGAUUGCCUUCCUGCUUUUGCCAUGCUCGAGGAGAAGGCGCAGCAGCUUGCAAGGGCACCUUGAUCAUACCGACAGAGGGUCAUCCAGAUGGCGGGGAGGAUACAUCCUCUACUUGCUGUGGUACGACCUCUUCACCUUCGCCAUUUGUGCCGGAACUUUCUUGUAUGUAUUGCACCUCCGUCAUUGGAAUCUUGAUGAUUGGCCCAUCAAGCACGCAUUCUUUGCCGUCCAGAUGGUGCAUGGAUACUUAUCGUUGCCAUUCUUUUUCUUCAUGGUCCCGCUGCUCAGGAAUGUGCUACUGCACUCAGUGCCCACGGCCUAUGACCAGUUUGGACGAUGUAGGCAGUACCAAGGACCUCCACGACCUUCAAGGCCUGCCAGGGAAAGUGGGAAGUCAAUGCCAGCACAGCUGCUUGAGAAGGCUGAGGCCCUCCGAAUCCUGGAGAGCUUCAAGAUGCUCCUGGCUGGGGGGAAGGUUGAAUCCUUCGAGGAUCCAGCUCCAGCCCCAGUGACCCUAAUAGGGAAGGAGCUUGGAUAG